Venturia canescens is the source of this 3674-nucleotide messenger RNA. RefSeq names its product scm-like with four MBT domains protein 1. The coding region runs from base 403 to 3150 and encodes 915 amino acids. The transcript is spliced from 6 exons. Gene Ontology annotation, biological process: negative regulation of DNA-templated transcription. NCBI's taxonomy places the organism in Eukaryota, Metazoa, Arthropoda, Insecta, Hymenoptera, Ichneumonidae. Gene Ontology annotation, cellular component: nucleus. The record is from RefSeq and is a predicted model, not a curated record. Gene Ontology annotation, molecular function: chromatin binding; histone binding.
AAAAAGUUUCGUUAGAUGAAUAAGUUUUGACGAAAGAAAAAUUUGUUGACAAAAUCACGUUCAGUGUUAGUACUAAUGCAAUUGAAGAGAGACAGAAAAAUGCGCGUAGCUCUCCUCAGUUUAGAGUGUGCGUUCGGCAGAGACAGUUUAGCGAAAUUACCCGAUGAACGAUCAUGUCGCUUUUCUUCAUAAACAAUUUUUCUAUAAAAAUCAUAGUGUGAAAAUCUUGAAAGUGUUGUUUUCAAAAGAGGAAUUAAUAGUUAUCAAUGUUAUAGAUUUCGAUUAGUACAGUGAAAAUAUUACAACGGCCUUAUUGAGAAAAAAAAUCAAAUAAUCUUUAUUCGCAUGUAAAUGCUCAUUGGAUCUCGUGUGUAGCUUAAGUAGUAAAGUAAUAUAAAAAUUAUGGAAGUGAGCGAGUAUCAAGCGCAGGAAAAGCAAAUCAACGAUGGAGAUAAUGGCUUCGUCUGGCAUGACUAUUUGGAUGCCAGUGAGAGUUUUGAAGUUCCACAAAUUAUGUUUCCACAUGUUGAGUUGACGUUGCAAAGCGGCAUAGAAAUUGGAAUGGCCCUGGAAGUUCCAACUUCCAAGGACACAACGAAAAAUGUUUCUUAUUGGGUUGCAACAAUAGUGAUGGCUUGUGGACCUCUGUUGAGGCUGCGAUAUUUUGGCGGCGACGAUAGGGCCCUAGAAUUUUGGUUCAACUUAACUAAAGAAGCUGCUCAUGAAUUGGGAUGGUGCGUCAGAAACAACAAAAAACUGGAACCUCCUGAAGCUGUUCUCCAGAAAUCUCCUAACUGUUUUGACCAGUUACCCGAAUAUCUCAUGUCUGCUAAAACAGUGCCUCAGGAAAUGCUCACAGGGGAGGGUCUAAGCAUGACAGACAAAAUAAAACAAGGAAUGAAAGUCGAAGUCAGUGAUAUGCACCAUCCCUACAAACUAUGGGUUGCCACGAUAAUCGAGAACGUUGGUGGCCGUUUAUUGUUGCGUUACGACACACCGGGGACACGUGUGAAGGAUUUUUGGAUGUUUUGUACAACUGAGCACUUGCACAAAUACGGUUUCGCUUCAGAAUCGGAUUCGCGAUGGUUUCUGGAGCCACCGAGUUCAAUAGUAGAGAUGCAUACGUAUGAGGAAUGGAAAGAGGUGACGGAAUCAUGUCCAAAGAAUAACGAGAAAUCAGGAAAGUUGUUCGAUCACGAGGUGGAGCAUGUGCGACAUAGAUUUAAGGUGGGAAUGAAAUUGGAGGCGAUCGUGCCGUCGCACAGGACACGUUUUGCUCCGGCGACAAUAACGAAGGUGUUCGACGACAUUUUUUUUCUUGUUCAAAUCGACAAUCACGACGAGUACAAAAGUUCACGACGAGAAAAAGAACAAUUAAGAUUUCAUCAAGUAUCUGAGAAAAAUACGUGGCUCUGCACAGCUGAGCACCCCUACAUAUUCCCGGUUGGUUGGGCGAAAAAACACGGACUCAGACUGGCAAAACCACGAGGCUGGUCGUACGAGAACGAUCAGUUCGAGUGGGACUCUUAUUUGAGAGAAACUGAAUCGUCACCGGCUCCCGAGGAAGGUUUUGUCAAGAGAGAAUCGGCAAUCGAGGCUGGCUACGAAGCGGGAAUGAGGCUCGAAGCGGUAGAUCCACGAGACGAAAAUAUUAUUUGCGCUGCUCACAUUGCUAAAGUGAUGGAAGAUUUGUUGUGGAUCAAAUUAGACAAUUUCGAUGACAGACGCGAUCACAUUGUGCAUAUGCAUUCUAUGCAAAUAUUUCCCGUUGGUUGGUGCGAAUCCAAUCAUUAUCCGUUAAAACCACCUCGCGAUUACGUUGAAGUGUGCAAAAAAUUGCAAAAAUCACCCAGAGAAGAGGAACGGAAAACGGCUGUCGACAUUCCUAUCUCCGAACCAAGGUCCUCUCUGUGGUGCCCUAAAAUUUAUUUCAAUUAUCGCUGCUUCACCGGACCCAUGAUUUCCAAAGGAAAACUAGCCACUUUGCCCAAAGCUGUUGGACCAGGACCUGUAAUUCUAGUCAUGAGAGAAGUUUUGUCCAUGAUCGUCUCCGUCGGCUAUCGAAGUGCUCGUAUCCUCAAGGUUCUUCAAUGCGAUUCCAAACCCGAUCCGGGAUAUCAUCUCGAAGUCCUUAAAGCCAAACACAAAAAUAACGUCUAUCGAGCCAAUGUCGCUGUCAUCACUUCCGGCGAUAUGGUUUCAGAAUUUUGUCGCAGUAUAUGCAAAAAAUUAAUGGUUUGCCCCAAUUUGUUCGGCCCUCUUCACGUCCCGGAAGACGAUUGUCCUGACAGGUGCCACAAAACCUCGAAAAAUAAAUUCACAACCGUCGUGAAUUCAACGAGUAAACGAGGAAAGCCAGGUUACACGAGUAUAUUGGUACAACGACGAGCUUGGGGAGGCCGGCGUAAGAGGAGACGCGGCAGAUGGGCAAACAGGGAAAGAGAAAUAGCGAACACGUACGACAGGGACGACGAGAUGCCAUAUUUGUCAUCGGACUUGGCAAAAAAUGUGUCGGAAAGUCCAGAAGAGAGUCUCGAAGAUAGACAACAGUUGUCGGAAAUAGACAUAAUGAUACAAAAAGAUAUUGAAAAGCCGGAAAAGUCGGACGAUCUCAAGGGCGAGUUACCUUCGAGUAACAACGUAUCCGACGACUCGAGAAGCUCGUUCAACGACCGUAAAAGCAAAGACAGCAAUGUCGGGAGUCCCGGUAGCAUGAAUUCUAAAGGUACUUCCAGUAAAUUUAAUCAAAAUGGGAACUCGAUCUCGAGGCCGGGUAAACGCGAUCGUGAAUGGGACACCAGUAUCGAAUCCGACUGCUCCGACGCCGAUGCUCGGUAUGUCAAACUUCAGAAGAAGCAGCGACGUCCGAAAACGAGAAAAUUGGAAUCAAAUCCACUCUUCUGGACCGUCGACGAUGUUUUCCGAUACUUACGCAAAACUAACGACUGCAAAGAUCUUGCUUAUCGUGUCAAACAAGAGGAAAUAGAUGGUUUAGCCUUCCUAUUGCUAAAUUUGCCCUCGCUAACGGAGCACAUGAAGCUACGAACGAGCUUGGCGAUGAAAUUGUGUCGCCACGUUGAGCAGGUCAAGGUGACAUUUUUCCUGAGACAUAUCAACGAAGUUGAGCCCGAGCAGUACCAGAUAGUAUAAUUUCUUGAUAACCACGAGGAGGAAGAAAGCUAGGAUUCAAGAUCGUUGAAUCGAUGCACGAAGAGGAUCGGUAUUACGUUAUGAAAAGUUUGCUGUUUCAUGUUUGUUUCGAAGCAAAAAUGUAGUGUACAGUCGUCGAUUCGAUUGGCUGUGUGUGACAGCCAAUUGAAAAACUGUUCGUUCCUUCCCGAAGAUUUUUUUCGAGCUGGAACAAAAAGUCAUUAUUUUCUUUACACCUUUACAUGUAUACGUUUUUUUAAAAACAAUUCAUUCACGCUUAUUCGUUAUCUUUGUGAAUGAUCGUUUCGAGAGACUGCUGCUACAAAAUAUUUUUUUCCAUUUAUGUGUGCACAUUCUCAAUGCAUCUUUUAUUUAUAUUUAACUAUUGUUAUUAUUAUUUAUAUACUUCAACACAUGAAUCGAUGGAAGAGUGAAGCCUGAUCGAAUUUUCAGUCAAAAUCUUGUAAAAAAAAUAAAACUUCAGAGUAAGACGAUGUAUAGAAUAAUACAUUGUUUCUUUGCAA